Molecule: messenger RNA, 4613 nt
Organism: Neoarius graeffei (lesser salmon catfish)
Lineage: Eukaryota; Metazoa; Chordata; Actinopteri; Siluriformes; Ariidae
Gene: tmem259
Product: transmembrane protein 259
Exons: 11
Coding region: 752-2746 (664 amino acids)
Biological process (GO): positive regulation of ERAD pathway; response to endoplasmic reticulum stress
Cellular component (GO): endoplasmic reticulum
Source: RefSeq, a predicted model, not a curated record
CCUUCUUUUCGGUCACUCCCAAGUCCGCCGAAAAUCUUGUGUAAACAGGAGCUGGGUGAGAGUCGCUGCAGUGUCCGUCGGAAAGGAUUGUUUUAUUUUAAAGAAUAAGUUUUAUAUGUUGGAGGUGGCGGCUGAGUUUUUACACGGAGUUGGUGUUAAACGGCACAACAUCCGGGUCCUGUGGUGGCUAUAGCGACUAACCAGCCCGCACGGCACAGCAGCUCGUGCAGCUAAACCAUUAGUUUACGGGGCUAGCUUAGCUUAGCUUAGUUUAGCUUAGCUGAACUGUGUGUGGUCUCGAUAUCAGGCUUUAUUCAGGAUUAUAUCUGGGGCUGCGAGUUAUUUAUUUAACUACAGUGCAUUAGAGAAAAAAACAAACGGUAGCUGGUGAAGAAAAAGCGGGCAAUGUUAGCAGGGUGGUGAUAAGCGCUCGGUGAACUUGGCUAGCUAGCAAACAGUGCUGUGUUGGUUAGUGAAGCAACGUCGGCUGAAAAAGCUGUGACAUGAUAAACUUGAGCUUUUUCCCAGGUCAUGUCAGGGGACGCGUGCAGUACUACAGGCUGGCAGUGACGCCUUAACCAGGAGUCGGUAGAGUCUUCACAGCAGCACAGAAGAGAAUUACCGUCACGACAUAGUGAAGCGACACAUCAGGCGGUUUGGUGGAGAGUGUGUGUGUGUGUGCGCAGCUGUAUUACUCCCCCAUGACCCACCCUGGCAGUUUUGCUCCUCCAGCUGUGCCACCGGAAUAACAAUGUCAGACAAUCAGGGCAACCUGAACAACAACAACGUUCCUCUGAACAACAAUAACGGCGCGGCGAACCGACUCCGCAACCCGAACGUCAAUCAGAACCCGCUGAUCAAUGUGCGGGACCGGCUCUUCCAUGCGCUCUUCUUCAAGAUGGCAGUCACAUACGCCCGACUCUUUCCUCCGUCUUUUCGGAGGGUCUUCGAGUUCUUCGUCCUCCUGAAGGCCUUGUUUGUGCUCUUCAUUCUGGCCUACAUCCACAUCGCCUUCUCUCGUUCACCCAUUAACUGCUUGGAGCAUGUACGUGAGAAGUGGCCGCGUGACGGCAUCCUGCGUGUGGAGAUCCAGCGCAACUCCAGCCGUGCACCCAUAUUCCUGCAGUUCUACGAAACGGAGGGGUUCCAGGGGCUUGUCAAAGAGCCGGACGGGGACACCGAGGACACCAGCCGAAUUCCUGUUCACCAAGACGAUGAGAACGAAGAGGAGAUGACGGUGGAUAUGUUUGACAACAGCUCCGUGAGGUUUGAGCUGGACAUUGAACCGCGACUGCCUUUGGUGAACGAUGGCGCCCCAGGCUCGAGCACGAACGACAGCCAGGACGUCUCCUUCAGCCAGGCGCCCUCUAAAGGUAUGCAGCCGCUGAAGGAGACUGUCUCCGAGAUUGAGAUGCUUACGAGAGCAGUGUGGCCUCAGGAGGAAUACAUAGUGGAGUAUUCCCUCGAGUACGGUUUUCUGCGGCUGUCUCAAACAACACGACAACGUCUUAACAUUCCUGUUAUGGUGGUUACCCUGGACCCAGUAAAGGACCAGUGCUUUGGAGACGGUUUUAGCCGCUUCCUCCUGGAUGAGUUCCUUGGCUAUGAUGACAUACUGAUGUCCAGUGUCAAGGCUUUAGCAGAAAAUGAGGAAAAUAAAGGAUUCCUGAGGAAUGUGGUAUCAGGAGAACAUUACCGAUUUGUUAGUAUGUGGAUGGCGCGUACCUCCUACCUGGCUGCCUUUGUAAUCAUGGUAGUUUUUACAUUGUCUGUGUCCAUGCUGCUCCGCUAUUCGCACCACCAAAUCUUUGUUUUUAUAGUGGACCUCCUGCAGAUGCUAGAAAUGAACAUGACCAUUGCCUUCCCAGCUGCUCCUCUUCUCACGGUCAUCCUGGCUCUUGUGGGAAUGGAAGCCAUCAUGUCCGAGUUUUUCAACGACACAACAACAGCGUUCUACAUCAUCCUCAUCGUGUGGCUGGCGGAUCAGUACGACGCCAUCUGCUGCCACACCAACACAAGCAAGCGCCAUUGGCUCAGAUUCUUUUAUCUGUACCAUUUUGCGUUCUACGCAUACCAUUACCGCUUUAAUGGGCAGUAUAGCAGCCUGGCUCUCGUCACUUCUUGGCUCUUCAUUCAGCACUCCAUGAUCUACUUUUUCCAUCACUACGAGCUGCCAGCUAUCCUGCAGCAGAUCCGCAUCCAGGAAAUGCUGCUGCAGAACCAGCAGGCUGCUCAGGGCAACCAGACAGCGCUUCAGGACAACCUGAACAACAACACAACCACCAAUGCUGUGGCGCAUGCCGGCAGGCCAACUGCAGCCAGCUCGGUCACUGCUAAUGGCCAGGAGCGCCAGCCAACCCUGGCCCAGCCACAGGCUGAAGCGUCUAAUGGCCUGCCCACUCCUGCACCCAGUGAUCAGGACUGGAUGUCCGAGACGGCAGCCAUCAUCACAGACGCCAUCAUCACGGAGGCACUAUCAGCUCCACUACUGGACACGACCGCGUCCACCGCAGGCGUCAGUGUCCCACAGAGUGCAGAUAUGGCAGAGGAGAGUCAGGAAGGGAGCAACAGAUCAGCUGGACCCCAAGAAGGUGGAGGGAGCGACGAGGAAGGAGCAACUUUUCACGUCACAGACUGCAGAGAGGCAGAAGUGGACAAAACGGACACGCAUCAGUGGGAUGCCAUAAAAGAGAGCGAGAGUCCCAGUGAGCCAGCCACAGCCAGCCCUCGCUCCGCCCCCUCCUGAGCUCAGGUUUCACUCGGGUUCAGUUCCAAACCCCCAUGAAUUCCACCUUUUUACCUCUUCAACUAGCAAGCAGAGCUUUUCACCCUAAAUGCGUCAGGAAGAAGUGGAGUGCAAUGUAAUCACACCCUGGAAAAGGGGCGUGUUGCCUUUUCUUUAGGACUCGAAGUGAAAACUGGAUGCUUCUUGAAUUAUUUUGAAAAUACACCACGUGUGGGGGUGUGAUCAUGCAAAGAGAGAGCAAUUUUUUUUUUCCUUUUCUUUUUGUGAGAUGAUUGAUUGAUUAAUGAUUGGUUUCUUUAAACACUGGGUGUGUUUGUAUUUAACAAUGUAGUACGUCUGAUGGCAUAUUGGGAGUCAUUCAGCGCUCAUCAUCAACCGGUUAUGUCAAAGAGCAUCUAGUCUUUAUUGUAUCUGAUAAUCCAAGCCAAAUAGCAGUUAACCUUUUGAUUAGAUUGGAGUUUUCGAGGUGUAAGGUUCUUAUGCAGUAGCAGACGACCCAGUGUAACGUCGAAACCAAGCUCUCACUUGGAUCUUGUGAAAGUAUAGUCUUAGUCCAUGAUGCCUUGAAAAUUGCUUUUAAGUGUUUUUUUUUUUUUUGAAGACUGUAUUUCGGUGUCAAGGACUGAUUCCUACGGGGUGGGGGACUUCCUGUUUGGAGCAGAUUGUUGAUCUUCACUAAUUUCAUCAUGAAACAGAUAAGCUCCGUCUGUUUUUGUGCAAUUCCAAGAUCUAUAAAGGCGCCCCAAAUGAAUCCUGCCUGGUUAUAGAGCAAGUCUCGUACUUUUUGUCUUGAUAGGUCCUCUUUUAUUUAGGUAUUUUGUGAAAGCUAUUCAUUCUUUCAGCUUUAAGCCUUCAGUUCAGGAUGUCUCACUUGCAGGCUUUGAGAACGGGUUGCCUACGAACAUGUUUAAUAGCGCUGUAAGGUUAUACCAUAGCUCGAGAACCUUCUCGGAGGGAACAUCUUAUUAACGCGCUUGAUCGUUUGUGUUGCUCUUUGCGUACGUGUACGUGUUAAUUGCAUUAUAAAAAGCAGCCAUACAAAUGGGUACAUUUCUUCUCAAAACCCAGAUUACUUCUCUAUCAAAUAUUAACACUCGUGGAAUGUAGGAGUACAGGGAGAGUACAGUUUUUGAUCCUCCCCAUGGGUACCGCAAGGCCUACCAAGACCGCGCCAACGUUUAGCAUUUAAGCAAAACGCAACGGAAGAGCGUCGUUAUCUAGCCACCAUUCAAAAGGUAUGCAAAAUGAACCGGUUACGUUAGUACCAGUUUGAAAACGCAAGUAUCGUUAAAGGUCAGCGAAUGAAUGAAUGUUUGAUGUGCAAAAAGAUCAGGUAGCUUUUUAAAAGCGUGUGAAGCAGAUUUGAGAGGUCUGUGCUUUGUCUCGAGGCGUAGAUAAAGCCAAUUUAAAAAGAUUUUGCUUUUACAAGUUGAGUUAAUUGCCGACAGCGAACUUUAUUCACAGGUAUUGUCUACUCUUUGGAUGAGAGAAGACUGGAAGAAACUGCAAUUUCUUUAGCAGGGUUUCAUUCAAAGGCUAUGCAACAAACGACAAGGUGAACGUCAGCAGCUCUGGGAAGAUGGUUUUAUCCAAAACGUGUGCAAUAAGUCAAGUCAGUUUGAGCGAGGCUUUCAGCAUGAGUGCUCCACAAGUGAGCUUUCAUGAUUUUUUUUGUUUUGUUUUUUUUCCCUUCCCUGUGCCUAUUUGCUGUUCUGUGUCAGAAUGCAGGAUGAUGAUGUUUCUAUCCAUUCAUCAUAGACGAUGAAAAUCCACAGUUCUGUGAUGAACUCGAUUUGCUCUUUCAUUCAGUUGUAUUUAAGUGUAAAACCGAAAUGCAUAAACAGACGAAAGGAUUUUCCACUCCGCA